This is a messenger RNA of Thrips palmi, 1708 nucleotides long. Its product is annotated as KICSTOR complex protein kaptin-like. The record is from RefSeq and is a predicted model, not a curated record. Gene Ontology annotation, biological process: negative regulation of TORC1 signaling; actin filament organization; cellular response to amino acid starvation. Gene Ontology annotation, molecular function: actin filament binding. NCBI's taxonomy places the organism in Eukaryota, Metazoa, Arthropoda, Insecta, Thysanoptera, Thripidae. Gene Ontology annotation, cellular component: actin cytoskeleton; lamellipodium; KICSTOR complex. Bases 303 to 1616 code for a protein of 437 amino acids. The transcript is spliced from 8 exons.
GUGGUCACCCUCCCCCUCCUCCCCCUGGCAUCAGCUGGGCUGGUGUCGUAUGUUUGUUUAUGUUUUAACUCUUUUUAUUAGUUUGAUUAGAAAUAUCGGGUGUUCGUUAUCUGAAACUAUUAGUGUCGUAACCCUGUAGUCAACGGUCUUAGAAGAUGUUUUUAUCAUCACUGCUCUCAAUGCGUUCAUCUACGAUGAACAUGAUUUGAGAAGAAACUAACCUCGCCACUACUGUUGCUUUGUUUUCAUUCUGCUAUUACUUUUAAAAUCCCUUUCUUCUUAUUUUUGACCCUAAGCUAAAAAUGGAACACUUAGUCGAUGCUCAUUACAUAGCGUUGCCCUCGCAGGGCAACGUUUAUUCGCUAACACCCCUUCUCCUCCCUAGUGGAGCUCAUAAAAUUAUUUUAUCCACCCUACGUCGUCGUGUUUUAUCAUUUCGUUACAAUUUUACCAAUGACUCUUCACGUUUAAAACCACUGCUCAGAGAAGUUCACUUUACAUGUAUACCAAAUACUGCUGAAAUAGUUUCCAUCGAUGCAUUUAGCCGAGGACCCUCAGGGGAAGAUUAUGUCAUAGGGAUAACAUUGGUCAAGUCCACUGAUGGCAGCCUACCAGAGGCAUAUCUCAACAUAUACAGUGACCAAGAUUGUGAAGGAGAUGCCUUACGUAAUUUAGACAAGCCAUCUGCCCCAGAUAACACCGCUCCGUUUACAACAGGUGGCAGCACUCCAGCACUUGACAACGCUGCCCAAAACUGCCGAAUGGUAGAACUUGGAUUCGUUCCUUAUCAACUAGGUCAUGCCAAGUUGCCUCACAAAAAUGAAAAUGUGUGGAUUUUGGGUGGUGGAGACUGUCGAGUUCAUGUAUUACAAGAGGAUGCUGCUCAAAAUUAUGAAGAGGUUACAGCCGAGGGCAUUUUCCCAGAAUUAAAAGAUAUCCUCCCAAGCCCUCCACUUUGGACCAAUAUCUAUUACAGGGAACAACAAAAAGAGCGAAUGUGUGCAAUUGGAUGCGAAUGCGGCUACCUCAGAGUGACCCAAACGUCCAUCAAUGGAUCUGAGUGUCAUAUCUCUGCUAGUUGGGAAAUGCAAAUGCAGGGCCCCAUCAGCUGUGUUCGUUUCUUCACCCUUCCCAAUGAAAUGAAUUUCCAAACUCUACCAGACAGCAAAGGGCAGUCCUCUCUGAACCUCCUUGUUGCUUGUGCUAUUCAGCCCUCUCAAGUUUUUAUGAACGUUAACUUGCUGGGGCUGACAAAUGGCAUGGAGUUGCCGUCAAGUGCAUCGAGCGAUGCUGUGCUUUGUGGAAUGACUGCUGAUUUAGAUCUUGAUGGCUCAGUGGAAGUCUUGCUGGGCACGUAUGGACGUCAGCUGCUAGUUUAUAAGUGGGAUUCAAAUGCCUGGGAUCUACGAGCAACGAGGACAUUGUGUCAUCCAGUUCAUAGUUUGCAUUAUUUGGAUGUUACUGGGGAUGGAGUUCGUGAGCUGCUUAUUCUCACCCCUAAGGGUCUUCAUGUCUUCCAGCACCAUUUAGAACAUGUAGAGGACAGAAUUGAGAGUUUUGUGAAAAUGAUGCUCAACAGUGCACCUGAGAAGAAGCUUAGUGAAAGUGAGGGCUGAUGCCUCCAUAGAUUGUCUUAAACUGUGAUACUAUGGUUACCAGUGGUAUGUGUAACAGAGACAAAUUAUUAAAUCAAAGUUAUUUUACAAGA